Messenger RNA from Chanos chanos (milkfish), 1629 nucleotides. RefSeq names its product inflammation and lipid regulator with UBA-like and NBR1-like domains (gene ilrun). The record is from RefSeq and is a predicted model, not a curated record. Gene Ontology annotation, molecular function: ubiquitin binding. Lineage: Eukaryota; Metazoa; Chordata; Actinopteri; Gonorynchiformes; Chanidae. Gene Ontology annotation, cellular component: phagophore assembly site. The transcript has 5 exons. The coding region runs from base 94 to 957 and encodes 287 amino acids. Gene Ontology annotation, biological process: macroautophagy.
GUACUGCGGUUGUUGUUGACUUGGUUGUAAUGACUGGAUAAGGCCUCGGACUAAAUUAUAACACAUCCCGUCGCUGCCCCGGGACACCCGCUAAUGGAGGGCAUGGACAUAGACCUUGACCCGGAGCUCAUGCAAAAAUUCAGCUGCAUGGGCACCACGGACAAAGAUGUUCUCAUCUCAGAAUUCCAAAGAUUGCUGGGGUUCCAGCUGAACCCCGCUGGCUGCGCCUUCUUCCUUGACAUGACCAACUGGAACCUUCAGGCAGCCAUCGGUGCAUAUUAUGACUUCGAGAGCCCUAACAUCAACACACCAUCAAUGUCUUUUGUUGAGGAUGUGACAAUUGGAGAGGGAGAGUCUGUUCCUCCAGACACACCAUUCACAAAAACCUGGAGGAUACAAAACACAGGUUCAGAGUCGUGGCCCCCAGGAGUGUGUCUAAAGUAUGUGGGUGGGGACCAGUUUGGUCACGUGAACAUGGUCAUGGUGCGGUCUCUGGACCCCCAGGAGAUCUCAGACGUUAGCGUGCAGAUGAGAAGCCCUGCAUCCCCAGGCAUGUACCAGGGCCAGUGGAGGAUGUGUACAGCCACUGGACUCUUCUAUGGAGAUGUGAUCUGGGUGAUCCUGACGGUAGAGGUGGGCGGUCUCCUUGGCGUGACGCAACAGCUUUCCUCCUUUGAGACGGAAUUUAACACCCAGCCUCACCGCAACGUGGAGGGAGACUUCAACCCAUUCGCGUCACCACAGAAGAACAAGCAAGAUGCCAAUGACGACAACCUUAAAGACCAUGGGGGUACCUGGGAAAGCCCUAUGGACUCCAUUCAGCCAGAUCAAAACGGACUCUCACGCAACUCUGUAAAUAUUACGCCAAAUGGCCUCCAAAACAACUUAUCUGUAGUCACUUACAGCCAGGUGUGUCCAGAGGGCAUUCAUGGGCCAUACCCAUUUGGACAGUCUUAAAGGACAAAUCACGACCAUAUAGGCAGCUUCCAAGGCUGUGGUUCUGGAAAUCAUCCAGGCCUGGGAGCGGGUGGGGGCAGGUGGAGCGGAGCAACCAAGAUUUUAAAAGUAGAGACUGGGGAAAAAAAAAAACCUCCCCCUCCCACCAAAACCCACCACCACCACCACCACCUACAGUUUGGACACAGCUGUUUUUAUGUUCCAAAAAAAAGAAAAUCGAUGUUUGAGAAAUUUUAACGCCCAAGUUAAGCAUGUAUGAAUGCUGAAUUAAGUCGAGUGCUCAAAAGCCUGAAAGAAACAAGUCAAUUACACAUUUUGUUUGUUUUGUUUUUUUUUUGUUUGUUUUUGUUUUUUUCCCCAAAUCUUGUCACACUUACUUCAGAAGAUCCAGGUGGAGUAAGAUAGAAUGUGUGUGAAUGAGUGUGAGUGAAACAUGCACAAGAAAGGAGUGCAAAAAAUCAAAAAACAAAAACAAAAAAAACAAAGCCAUCGCAUAAGAAUUUCUGCCAUUGAAGUAGUUUUCUAUUUUAAUACUUUCAAUGUUAAUUGUUAUUGUUCUCUGACUUUUACCUGGUUAACUUAAAAAGAUUUUACCAAACACAAACCUGUGUAUACUCAUUUUGGAAAAAUAUGGAAUUGGCAGUUUUGAGCAAUGCUUAUACACACACACAC